Molecule: messenger RNA, 5866 nt
Organism: Saccostrea cuccullata (small rock oyster)
Lineage: Eukaryota; Metazoa; Mollusca; Bivalvia; Ostreida; Ostreidae
Product: ankyrin repeat domain-containing protein 11-like
Exons: 12
Coding region: 1157-4495 (1112 amino acids)
Cellular component (GO): nucleoplasm
Molecular function (GO): protein binding
Source: RefSeq, a predicted model, not a curated record
CUUGUGUAAAAGACAGGGGCAGAAAUAGAGCUGAAUUAACAGUGCGUGUUGAAAUGUUAACUGAGAAUUCAUCACAAAAACAGGCAUUGUGUUUGUAAGAAGUUGAACACCAGGGCAGGAUGAGAUCUUUUCAAUACAGUCAAUGUUGAUUCAUGAUUGAUUUACAUACAUUUAUGUUUUCAAACCCAACUUUAUGAAUGUUAUUACACAAACAUAAGGUCUUGCUCUGUACAGGAGGUUUGUAGAGUGAAAACUUUUGAAAGAAAACAGCAUGAAUAAGGGAGUCAUUGAGAUGUAAACAUGUGUCACAAAAACCAACUUUGUCACAGAUGACUUGACCCUUUAGGUUUCAGGAAGCCAUUAAACACAGGCUAGUGUUCUAGAAUUGUCUGUGGGAAUAAAAAAAGUUUGGGCAUUGAAUUGAUACAGGAUUGAUUGUGAUGCAGUUAGACCUAACAGUAUUUACAGCAAAUCCAGCAGAUUCCCCAGUAUCAGAUAGCCCUUCCAGUUGCUGGUAGGCAGAUGUAGUGCAGUAGCUCUGUUUGCUGUUGAAGAAGUGAGUCAUUAUUGAAGACUAGGAAUCUUUGAUGAUGGGUGACAUUUAAUACUGACUUAUUGGUUUGCACUGGAGCUGUGGUGGUAAUUCCAGCUAGUUCCCAAGUUCACGUGGUUACCUGUGUAUAAAAAAAGGUGUGUGUUUGUGACAGUGAACGCUUGACAAAUAUCUCUGGAUUUAUGAUAAAUGGCUGUGCUUUAUUGUGACAGUUCUACACCCAUUGAAAUUGUGUGAUUUUGUGUGUACAUGUGUCUAUGUCAUUACAAACAACAAUUACCUGGGCUCAUCAGAUUCAUAAAGGCAGAAAUAUCAUAACUGGUUACUCUGUGAUGUCAGCUGAAAAAUUGGAUAUAUAUUCCACUGUGUGACUAUUGUGACUUAAUUUCAUUAUUCAGAACACAUGUAAAUUGUGAAAGUAUAAAUUUUCAGGAAUCUGUAUUGUUAUCAACUUAUCAGUGCAAGUGAACCGACCAAAUAAGACUCUCUAACUGUGAACAAAGAGGAACAUUAAGAGGGUUUUGGCUGAAGAAGAUUAUUCUGCAUUAGUUUUCCGUUCUGUCUGUCUGUCUGUAGAAUGGACAUUUUGUGUCGCUGACCAUCAUGCAGGCAUUACUGCAGGGUCCCUCGCAUUAUCAGCUGGACAUAAGCCAUGAUAAACCUAGAAUGUACCACCAUGUAAAGCCACACGACAGCCGGCGAGAGGUCAGAAAUACGGCCAUGCAGGAGAAGCCAUUACUCAUAAGAACCCCACAAUCAGAAAGCAAGCCAUUGAAACGUAAAUUCCUUGUAUCUGAUUCGCCACCACAACUUGAUGAAGACGACCGCAAGACCACACCUAAACGGAAGAAACCCCUGUUAAAUUCUGAGAUGUCCCCCACCCACCAUGGAUCCACCCCUGUCUCUAAGGCCCCCAGUAGUGGGAUUACCUCCCCUCGAACAGGGCCCCUAUCUGAGAGACAACAGAUGUUAUUUCUUAUGAAGAUGACUGAUGACUCUCAAGACUCAUCGUCUAAGCCCACUUCACCACAGCCCUCAGCUCCCCCUGUAAAGAAGACCCCUGGGGACAAGAAGGUCCAUAAGAGAAACGAGCGAGGUGAAACACCCCUCCACCUAGCAGCUAUCAAGGGCGACGUCAAGCAAAUAAAGAAGUUGAUCAAGGCCGGGGCGGAUGUCAAUGUAGCGGACUUUGCAGGUUGGACACCACUUCAUGAAGCUUCAAACAAAGGCUGGGUGUCUGUUACUAAGCAACUUCUAAAGGCUGGAGCCAAUGUGAAUGUGCAGGGACUGGAGAACGACACGCCCCUUCAUGAUGCUUCAGGAAACGGUCAUACUGAGUUGGUGGAGCUGCUAUUGAAGCACGGUGCCAACCCCCUCCAGCCUAACAGUAAAGGGAAGACCCCAGUGGACGUGGCGGCCUCUCAGGACAUGGUCAAGCUGCUGAGGAAGGAAAUCAUCGCCUCCAGUAGUGACAGUUCUAGUCUGGACGACGCCCGCUCCCCAACCUCUCCCGAGAGUAACUCCUCCUGCAAGGACGAUGAUAUGGAUAUCUUUACACCCAGAAAUCCUAAAUCAGACUCUAACAAUGCAAAUUUGGGACCAAGUAGCCGCAAAAGCAUCUUCAUCAAGUUCCAGAGAGAACAGAUAGAUGAACAAAGUGAUAAAUCUCCUGACUUUUACAGUUGUCAUGUGGAGACUAGUGAAAACAAGGACACUCUGUUUGGGUGUGAUAGCCCCGCCUCCAGCGGGAGUGACCUUUAUGACCCCCAGUUACAGAGUGAUAGGUUCAAAUCCAAGCCAGGAAAUACAGAGGAAACUGGUACCUCCAGUACAGAAUCUCCAGCAUCCAAAGUUAAAUUACCAUUCUCCUCAUCAGAUGUCAGUGGGUUUGAUAUGGGAGGAUUUAACAGAUUAAAUAAUCUGGAACCUGACAGUCAGGGUGUGGAAAAUUCAGCACAAAAGUACAAGUUAAAAGUUUCAGAGACGCAGCCAUUUUUCCCGCAUAGUGAAAGUUUUAGUGAUAGUGAAUCAAGAGAUUCUUUUAAAAUGUAUGGUGAUAGUGAUAGGACUCGCAUUCCCUCCGUAGACUCCAGUCUUUCUCGAUUAAAAGAAUCGGCGUCUUCAGAUGUUCAGCGUAACAAUGUUGUCAGUUCAGUACUAAAUUCAUGUACCUCCACUACAACCGGGAAGUCCGGAAGUAGUGGGGAAAACAACAGUGUAUCAAGUAGUUCUAAUAAUGAACAAAGCUUUCUGCAAAAUAGCUCAAAUAUUCCUCGAAGAAAUAGUAUUAGUAGUUCAAACAAUUUUGUGACAAACAGUGCCAACAAUGGGAAUUCAAAUGACCUGCCAAAUUCUAGUGUUAGUUCAAGUGGACUAAAGUGGGACCUUCGAUCUACAGCUUCACCCAAAAGUGAGGAAGGCAGCAAUCAUUCUGGAAGGUCUGACUCAAAUCGGAAUAGCUCUCCUGUACGAAUAGAGGGCAGAGACUUUAAGUCCUCACCAAGAGACAGCAAGCCCUGUUCACCCAAGGUGCCCCCUUUGAAAAUCAUCAUCCCUCCAAAAACAUCAUCAGCAAUAAGUCAGGACCCUGAGUCAGCAAAAAUUCACACCUCCAAGAAAUCUCUCCCUUAUGUGUUAAAUCCCACUCAGGAACAGCAGGCAGGGGGACUGCUACCUCAGAACAAUGUGACCAGCCUGGCCACUCCACAGGAAUCCCAGCCGGUAGCAAGCCCCGCCUCCUCGCGAUCCUCAUCCAGUGGUUGUGCUGCAGUGUCAAAGGAUGGUGAAAAAUAUUCUGGAAAAGAUUCAAAAGAAAAGGACUCAAAAGAGGCACCUAUAGACUCUCAAGUUAAUGUAGAAAGUGAUCAAAAAUCAGAGGAGAUUUCUUCAUCAAAAGAAAGUAAGGAAAGAGACAACAGUUCAAAGGUCAAGGAGAGAGAAAAAGAGGGAAAGGAAAAAGGACAGGACGACGAGAAGGAAAAGGAGACGCAGCAGACGAGGCGGACGUUACGAUCCCAUACGCAGGCACUGCAGCAGGAGAAACAGAAACAGGGCAGGCCACCUCCCAAGGACAAGGAGAAAGAUUCAGGAAGUAAAGAAUCAUCUGACAAAGACGAGACAGGAAGUACGACUAAAAGUAAAGCGGAGGAUGAGGAUGUCCACACAUUGCCACGGAAACGGAAGGGUUUACGUCCAAAGUCUGACACCGCUCCCCCGCCCCCCUCUGAGCCUACAAUCACACUGCCCACUGUGUCCUAUGAGAAGCCACCUAAUCCAUUUGAAUUGUAUUUAUCAAUCAGAAAACAGGUGCUCCAGCAGCAGAACAAUUUGUCCGUUGUUUAUCCUAAAGCUCCUCAAGGCUUCAAAGAUUACUUAAUGGUCAGCUGUGGCUAUGUGUUAGAAGGCAAGAAGGCCAGCACCCUCUCCGUACCAAUGUUAUCACCUCCAAAUGCAGUGCAAGGGGAAAUGAAAGAAUUGUUUAUAAAUCAGGAGAAAGUCAGAUACAAGCUAAGGCUACAACAUUUAACAGAAAGGGAGAAAUUGAUUUUAUCACUGGAACAAGAGAGAAUCCGUGAGCAUGGUAGAGCAGCCCGGGCGAUGGCCAAUCAGAGCCUCCCUCUCAGUGUGUGUACCAUACUGAGGAAUGAGGAAAUCUAUCACCCCAUGGAACCAGAGCAGGAGGAGAAGGAGAAAGGUGGGAGAGCCAGAUACAAUGGACGACAAUUUUUGUCCUGGUUAAAAGAUCUAGAUGACAAGUUUGAAAAACUCAAGGAGGACCUAUUGUGUAGACAUCACAUGGAGGCAGAUUCACUGUAUGCUAUCCAGAAGUUAGACUGGGAGUGGAAGAUGAAGGAGUUAGGUUUAUGUGACUAUAAUGCCAAUCCUGAGGUGGACGAAGUGAACGUUCCCUUGGUACAAGUCCACGAAUUCGAUCUAACGUAACAGAGCAUGUGUAUUAGUUGGACAUAAUCACAGAGUUACAAAGUGAAGGCACAGGAUAAAGAGAGAGCAUCAUUUUAAUGUUGCUGUCAUGUUGAGAUACGUGAAAGAAAUGGAUAGAAGUGAAAAGGGAACCGUGGUGUGGUGUGUUGUAAAAUGAAAACAGCGUGGAUUGCAAUAUUAACAUAGUGCUUAAUUGUGGUCAAAAGAUAGGAGGAAAGAAAGAUGUUAUAAAUUAACACUGUGCAGAAUCCAAUAGUGGGUUCACGCCAGUGGAUAGAGAAUUGUCACAAGAAGAGACACCUUAGUGUGUAGAUAGAGAUCACCAGUGCCAGUACAUCGGCCCUCUAUGAAUGUUGUGAUGUGUGUGGAGCCGUCAUACACUUGGACAGAGACAGCCUGCUUAACAGUCAAACUGUCACCCAAUCAACAAUUACUUCUAAAUUAUUCUUCUUAAAGCUACUAUUAUCUACAUUUCUGAAUUACUCUAGGAGAUUAAUCAAGUCAAAAACUUGUAACACUAAAGUACUUUCUUUUAGUUGAUAGCAAUUUUUCAAGAACAUAUUCCCUGUCAGUAUAAACUUGGAAUCUUUUUGUGUUUCCAAAUGAAAGUUUUUGUUUCAAUGAUAUUUUUGUUUUCUAAAAACAUUAGUACUAUCUAUACAUCUCUCUGAAGUUGAACAUCAGUCUUAAAAAUGAAAUGGCAUAAUUUUACUUUGAAAGUAUGUUGAAGGGGCAGUCUUUCAGGUUUUGACUACUUUUUAGAUGAUAAGUAUUGCACUAGACUGCUUUACUUCAGUAUAGAAAUGGGUUAAACUGAAAUCAUGUUUUAAUUCACAUAAUAAAGUAGUAAUUUAUGUUUAGUUGUUUUCAAACAAAGUAAGAAGAUAUUUGUGUCUUGAUUUUUAACAGUAGUGAAAAGACCGAGUAUUUUUUUAUCACACUUUUAUUAACAUAAUGACAAAGAACAUGAUUUAAGAGAAUGAGUUUCUGAAUCUCAUUUGCUGAUGUUGAUUGAAUUGGUUCAAGUAUUGUCUUUGAUAUUUGUUCCCUAGUCUUAAAUCCAAAUAAAAAGGCAAUAUUAUUUUUAAUAGUGCUGCAUACUUCUUUUAUCUAUUAAGCCACUGUUAAAUGUUCUCAUGUUAUGUUACUUGUGUGAAGGCAUGUGCCUCCUCUUUAUAUUUUAUAACUGGAGUUUCCCAGCACCCCUGUUCAUUGGUAUUUAGUGUUGUACAGCAAUGUAUCAGGAUAAAAACAAAUUACUAAUUUUUUAAAACAUUGAAAUAUUUAAUGUUUCAAAUUAUUUUUGUCACGUGGAAAAUGUCGUGGAAGAAAUUUUUUCCAUGCAUUUAAAAUAAACUGUACAGAAACUUG